Ilex paraguariensis (yerba mate) is the source of this 274-nucleotide messenger RNA. The record is from the annotation of a GenBank genome assembly. NCBI's taxonomy places the organism in Eukaryota, Viridiplantae, Streptophyta, Magnoliopsida, Aquifoliales, Aquifoliaceae.
GUUGGCCUUGAUUGAUUCCUGGGGUUUGAGUGUUGACAAAGUGCAUGAGAGGACUUUGGGGACUAUUGGAGAUCAUUUGGGGAGACUCAAGAAGAUGUUUAAGGCAAGAAGAAGGUUGGGAACCCUAAUUCAAAUGACAUUGAGAAGCAUGAGGGUCGUCCUAGAGAUGGUGAUUAUGGUGGAGCCAAAGAUACAGCCGGAGAUGCUAUUUCUUGUUAGGAUAACUAGCCAAGGAUAUCAUAGGAGCUUGAGUGUUUUCUUUUCAUCUCAAUGA